AUGCAACAUGAAGUGAGGGAUACAGCGAGCUUAUGUGCGAGCGAGACAUCGCACACGCACCAGCUGCUGCAGAUUGGAAGCUUGGCGGACGUUAGAUCAGACGGCUGCUAUCGAGCCAUUGGCGCUUCAAGGGUUGUGCUUAAGGAGUGUCGAGGACGUCUUGGCCAGCUGAGGGGAUGGGAGUCGCUCUUGGAUGAGGAGACGAAGGGUCUACACUGGCGAACAUGCACCACACCCCUCGAUUCGGCUACAGUGAUCCACUGGGAGAUGGUCUCGUUCCGAGUCGUCCGAGCCCCCAACUGGGACUGGACCACUGGACUACCCUCUAAGCAUUACCCUCCACGUCCAAAAAAUCCACCUGUCCAACAUCCAAUCCGUCUCCAAAUCCAGUACUGUCUCUUGAGCUCCUGGAUCGCCGAGGCCCUUCUGCAACAUGCCGUUCAUUACCACCACCACCAAUAUGGAGUCUACACCCGACGUCCGGGUGUUAACUCAUAUACAGUUCACGAGCACCAGCAGACCAUCGUCGUAUCAGGCACCCUGGAUGACGGAAUGCGGCCCCUUACCUUCACGGCUUGUGCCGCACAGGCCUUCUCGUGCAGUGCUAUUGUGAGCUACGAGCCUGAGGAGAACCGUGAUCAGCCCAGCAAGGCUCGGGAAAUGGGUCGCUGUCUUCCACCCGAUGUGCACUUCAACCCUACUUGUCAUGUCAGUCGCCAUGGCGUCCUGCCCGAGGAAGGGGAAAGGUACUCCGGACGGCGUCGUCAACCCCCCGAACCUCCCGAACCCCACGCACCCCCAGAAAACAACCCCCCGCCCGAAAUCCACACCCUGCCCGCCAACUUGGAAAUGCCCCUCCGGCAAGGGCUUCGACGCCGGCAGCCCGAUCCGCUGCCUCCACAAGGAGCCCGGGCGGUACGUCUGCAUGUCGCCGGUGGGGUGGGCGCGCCCGCACUGCCAGCGGGUGUUUCCGUCGCUGUGCCACCUCCGGCAGCAUCUGCGAGCAGGAAGAGCCGAAACGGAAUUGUUUGGCUCUUAUGCGCCCUUCAGAUUCUGCGCGUCCGCUAUCCGGUCACCGUCCAGGAACGCGUUACCCUCACGGGGUAG
Molecule: messenger RNA, 1107 nt
Organism: Aspergillus aculeatinus CBS 121060
Lineage: Eukaryota; Fungi; Ascomycota; Eurotiomycetes; Eurotiales; Aspergillaceae
Exons: 6
Coding region: 1-1107 (368 amino acids)
Source: RefSeq, a predicted model, not a curated record